GUGGCAACGCAGCAGACCGACGGGGCCGCCGUCGACCGCCUGGCGUCGCUCGAGGUCGAGGCGGGGCAUCUGGGGGCCGACCAGACGGCGCGGCGGCGGCUUGCCACCUGCGCGGAUGCCGACAGGGCUUCCUCGGAGGGUCCUGGCGCUGCCGUUGCCGCGGGCGGUUGCGUCAGCCUGUCGGGAUCGAAGCAACGCGGCGCGGUCACGGUCGCCAGCGGCAACACGGGCUGGCUCGUCUACGCGGCGCGCUUCUGCCACGCGCUGAGACUCCGCGGGAACGGCAGCUUCCUGCGCGGCUGGCGGAGAGAGCUGGACCCGGACGGCGCGAUGGAGUUCCGCUUCAGGAAGUUCAUCGAGGCAGCCGAGCGGUUCGGCCUCCCUGGAGACCCCGG
Molecule: messenger RNA, 395 nt
Organism: Prorocentrum cordatum
Lineage: Eukaryota; Dinophyceae; Prorocentrales; Prorocentraceae
Source: the annotation of a GenBank genome assembly